Molecule: messenger RNA, 383 nt
Organism: Aspergillus neoniger CBS 115656
Lineage: Eukaryota; Fungi; Ascomycota; Eurotiomycetes; Eurotiales; Aspergillaceae
Exons: 1
Coding region: 35-322 (95 amino acids)
Source: RefSeq, a predicted model, not a curated record
CAGCGCGACAUGAUGACGAGUGGACGGACACAUCAUGCCUAUAAAGGUACCAGUGUACGCUAGGACAUCACCCCGCAUAUGUACUCUAGUCGUGGUUACUAUUCUUUGUGCUUCUACCCACUGGCCAAGACGGUCAGAUGCACUGGCAUCCGGACAUGCAUCUUCCAAAUCGGACGCUGUUGCGGGAUUACGAGGCGCGCUCGGCCGUCAUGAUCUCAUCGCAUCCAGAAUAUCCAGAUAUACUUUGUUGAGAAACAAUGAAGAAGGCCAGAGUUGUCUGGUUCUCAUUCCAUUUACAGAUGCCAAGCCGGAAACGCAAUAAGCGACAGUGAUCUGAAACUAUAAUGAUAGGAUGGAAUCUGUCCGAAGGCACCGUCAAUAUG